Aedes albopictus (Asian tiger mosquito) is the source of this 938-nucleotide messenger RNA. RefSeq lists its product as uncharacterized. Gene Ontology annotation, molecular function: protein binding. Lineage: Eukaryota; Metazoa; Arthropoda; Insecta; Diptera; Culicidae. Bases 443 to 901 code for a protein of 152 amino acids. The transcript is spliced from 2 exons. The record is from RefSeq and is a predicted model, not a curated record.
CCGGAGCUCGCAGCUCCCGUGUGUGGUUUGUUGAAAUUGGACCCUUGAGUGGUCGGUCACCGCGCGUCAUUUAUGUGUAGAAACACUUUUUUCAAGCUGCGCUGUAGACGGGGCUGUUGGUACCGGUGCUCGGGGUGCGGUGUUGUGAAGGAGCAAAAACACGUCGUCUAGUCGUACGCCACCCGAGCCGUCGAAGCAGCUGGGGGAAACAUGAAUAUGAAAGUAAAAUUUCGGCACGUUUCGAUACUGCUCCCCUUCGGUAGUGGCGGCGGCGAUUCUAGUGGCGAUUACCACCGGUGCUGCAAUCAGUAUCGUUUAGUGUACAUUUAUAACAAGUGAUUUGCUCUGUCUCGAGUGGGUGCAGCCGUUUGAAGAAUUUGUCCGCGUUUAUAGAGCGAAAAGUGUGGUGCCUGGGAAAAGAACGGUCGGUGCUCGGAGUGCCAUGGCGGUGCGAUAUACCAAUCAUCUGACGAUGAAGGGGCACGUGGUUUUGGUGCUGCUAGUGUUGUUACUGUUCCAAAAUUGGGCCAGGUGUGAAGUGGUACACGGUCUGAGUCCUACGCUGCAGACCACCAGCCAAACUAAAAUGAUGCUGAAAGAAAGCUUAUUGAUUCCUUCGAUGGAUCCGGAAAAGGAAGCCAAGGCAAUGUACGAGAAGGCAUUGCAGCAGUACGGGAUUGUGGGACGAACGUUGAAGGAGAUUUGCAAACCCUGGCAAUCCAAGGGCUGUCAGUGUACCGGUUCGUCGGAGGAGGUAGCACUAACUUGCCGAGGGAUAGGAUUGGAGGCGAUUCCGGUAAACUUACCGUCGGAGCUGAUCAAACUAGACAUCAGCAGCAACAACAUCUCUAGUCUACCAAAUAAAUCGUUCGAUAUGCUAUCAAAUCUGGAAGAACUGUAAGUAUCAUCCCCCUGCCUCGACCAUCGAUACAAACGAA